AUGUCGUCCUACAACUACAACUUCAAUCGGCACAAUUCCAUCGGGGGAAACUGGCACUUGCCGCCACUUCAAGGGCUCAACAACUCCAACAACCCCAACCAAGAGCCAAAUCAAGAUGCUUCCCACCACCAGAAGCACCAGGCGCCAGGCUUCAGGAAUCCGUGGUACUCGCCUGGCCAGCAGGCCAGCGGCGCUGCCGUCAACUUGUCGCAGUCGCCAACCAAAAGCCAGGGCAUACCGUUGUUACAACAGCACCAGCACCAGCAAUCCAAGCGGCUCUCGUUCGCCAACCAGCUCCCCACCACAUACGAGUACGACCAGCGACAACUGCUUGCGCCUCCCUACAUCCACCCGCCCACCAGAGCCGACAACCCCUUCAACCAGUACUACACCAACCAGGAGGUGUCGUUGGCGGGUAACGACAGGCGGAUGUCUGCGGCGGUGGACGGACCCUACUACAACUCGUACAACUCGUACGCAUCCCAAAACGCCCCCAAUGCCUACCAGGCCCAAUACCUCCAGAAUCCACCUGCCCACCUUGGCCCUCCAUUGGGCGCUACCAGGAGAUCCUCGGUAGCUACUGGGUCCUACGCUGCUGCCGACGCCAGAGAAAUGUACUAUCCCCCAGGUCGCAUGGGCAGAUCCCCGCUGAUAGUCCAGUACCAGCAGUACCAGCAAGCCCUCCAGUCCCAGCGCUCGGAAAACAAGAGAAGGCCCGCCCCCAAGGCUUACAAGGUGUACAACAAGUUGGACUUGAAACCCAAAAUCCACCACCAGCCCAAGUAUCGUCGUUGUUCGGUCAAUUCCAUCCACAUUUCACCCGUGAAUGCGUUGUCGGUCUAUCUCACUGAGUCCUACAGCAUUUGUCAACCCCGCAAGUUCCAAUACUCCAAAUCCACCAACCCCAAGAGAGUGCUUACCAAGCCCCUGGAGCCAAAAUUCAACAAUGGUCAUGACAACGAAGAUAGUGACUACAUUCUCUAUGUAAACGACAUACUCGGCACGGAAGAGGGCCGUAAAUAUAUUGUUUUGGAUCUUCUUGGCUCUGGAACGUUUGGUCAAGUGGUCAAGUGCCAGAAUCUCUCCAACCAGUCGGUAUGUGCUGUCAAGGUGAUCAAGUCCAAGCCAGCCUACAUGAACCAAUCACUCACCGAGGUCAAACUCUUGGAGUUCUUGAAUGCAAACAGUGAUGGCAAGAGCUUCAUCAGAUUGUUGGAUACAUUUAUGCAUAAAGAGCAUCUUUGUUUGGUGUUCGAAUUAUUGGCCUCCAACUUAUACGAGCUUAUCAAACAAAACCAAUUCCAAGGAUUGAAUAUAAAAUUAGUCAAGUUGUUGACCCGUCAAUUGCUUGAAGCCAUGUCCCAACUAAAAGGAUUCCAGAUGAUACAUUGUGAUCUAAAACCAGAGAAUAUUCUUCUAUGCCAACCCGAUAAGCCAGACAUUAAGGUGAUCGAUUUUGGAUCUGCAUGCUUUUCACGUCAAACGAUAUACACCUACAUCCAGUCAAGAUUCUACCGCUCACCCGAAGUCAUUCUUGGAUUGCCAUAUACAGAGUCAAUUGAUAUGUGGUCUUUGGGAUGUAUAGUGGGUGAGUUGUUCCUAGGAUUACCUAUGUUCCCGGGAACCUCUGAAUACAACCAGAUCUGGAAAAUCGUGGACAUGCUAGGCUACCCCCCUCGGCAUAUGAUCGAAGUAGGACGGAACUCGUUGAACUUUUUUGAGAAAGCUCCUCAAACCACCGAGACCAAGCCAUCAUAUCAAGUCAAGAGCUUUGAACAGUACGUACAAUUUUUGGCGAAGACGAAAGGCAAAGAAGAACACCUGGAACAACCUAAUAAGAAUUAUUUCAAGCAACGUUUGUUGAAAGACAUUAUAAUGAACUACAAGUUGCCAUCCAAAAAGAUGACGAACAUGAUGAUCGAGAAGGAGUGCCAGGAAAGACUAUUGUUGAUUGAUUUCUUGACCAAGGUGCUCAAUUUGAAUCCGUUGGAAAGGUUGACUCCACAAGAGGCCUUGAAGCACCCUUUCGUGAACGAUGUGCGAACAAUCGACACCCCCAGCAAUAAGAAGGAAGCCAAAGAAGUCUAA
This is a messenger RNA of Suhomyces tanzawaensis NRRL Y-17324, 2088 nucleotides long. It is a transcript of the gene YAK1, whose product is annotated as serine/threonine protein kinase. The record is from RefSeq and is a predicted model, not a curated record. Gene Ontology annotation, biological process: peptidyl-serine phosphorylation; peptidyl-threonine phosphorylation. Gene Ontology annotation, molecular function: protein serine/threonine kinase activity; ATP binding; protein tyrosine kinase activity. The transcript has a single exon. Bases 1 to 2088 code for a protein of 695 amino acids. NCBI's taxonomy places the organism in Eukaryota, Fungi, Ascomycota, Pichiomycetes, Serinales, Debaryomycetaceae. Gene Ontology annotation, cellular component: nucleus; cytoplasm.